AGAGGGAGAGAUGGAGAUGAGAGGGAGAGAGGGAGGUGAGAGGGGGAGAGAGGGAGGUGAGAAGGAGGUAAACUCCUGACUGAUCUGAAGCCAGGCCAGCAUAUGGUCCAGAGCCCUACCAGCCCUACCAGCUCUACCAGCCCAGCAUAUGGCCCACAGCCCUACCAGCUCUACCAGCCCUACCAGCUCUACCAGCUCUACCAGCCCUACCAGCCCUGCAUAUGGCCCACAACCCUACCAGCCCUACCAGCUCUACCAGCCCUACCAGCUCUACAGCCCUACCAGAUCUACCAGCCCUACCAGCCCAGCAUAUGGCCCACAGCCAUACCAGCCAUACCAGCUCUACCAGCUCUACCAGGCCAGCAUAUGGCCCACAGCCCUACCAGCCCAGCAUAUGGCCCACAGCCCUACCAGCCCUACCAGCUCUACCAGCCCUACCAGCCCAGCAUAUGGCCCACAGCCCUACCAGCCCAGCAUAUGGUCCACAUCCCUACCAGCCCUACCAGCCCAGCAUAUGGCCCACAGCCUUACCAGCCCUACCAGCUCUACCAGCCCUACCAGCCCAGAAUAUGGUCCACAGCCCUACCAGCUCUACCAGCCCUACCAGCCCAGCAUAUGGCCCACAGCCCUACCAGCCCAGCUUAUGGUCCACAUCCCUACCAGCCCUACCAGCCCAGCAUAUGGCCCACAGCCCUGCCAGCUCUACCAUCCCUACCAGCUCAGCAUAUGACCCACAGCCCUACCAGCCCAGCAUAUGCCCCACAGCCCUACCAGCCCUACCAGUCCAGCAUAUGGCCCACAGCCCAGCAUAUGGCCCACAGCCCUACAGUCCACUAGAGACAGGUGAGACAGUCCACUAGAGACAGUCCACUAGAGACAGUCCACUAGAGGCAGUCCACUAGAGACAGUCCACUAGAGACAGGUGAGAUAGUCCACUAGAGACAGUCCACUAGAGACAGGUGAGACAUUCCACUAGAGGCAGUCAACUAGAGACAGUCCACUAGAGACAGUCCACUAGAGACAGGUGUGACAGUCCACUAGAGACAGUCAACUAGAGACAGUCCACUAGAGGCAGUCCACUAGAGACAGUCCACUAGAGACAGUCCACUAGAGACAGUCCACUAGAGACAGUCCACUAGAGGCAGUCCACUAGAGACAGGUGAGACAGUCCACUAGAGACAGUCCACUAGAGACAGGUGAGACAGUCCACUAGAGAC
Oncorhynchus mykiss (rainbow trout) is the source of this 1217-nucleotide messenger RNA. NCBI's taxonomy places the organism in Eukaryota, Metazoa, Chordata, Actinopteri, Salmoniformes, Salmonidae. The record is from RefSeq and is a predicted model, not a curated record.